AUGAAGACUGAACUAGACGAGUUGGUUGAGUUCCUGCAUCAUGGAAACACCCAGAUCAGACAAAUUGCAUGCGAAAAUCUCGUGGGAUAUUCGGCUUCGAAACCGGAGAUUUUCAAACGUCACCAGCUCUUGCCCAUACAGGAUCUAAAACUUCUAGUCCGAGAUUAUACACCAAUUGCAAGUAAUGUGUUAACAAUACUCAUCAAUCUCUCUGCUGAUGAGGAGGUUCUGGAUAACCUCGUGUCUGAUGAUGCCUUUUUGGAAACUCUCCUUCUGAAAGUGACAAACAAGAAGGAGCAAAAUGCAGACGCUUUCUCAAUGCUAAUCGCCAACCUGGGGAAAUCGGAAAAAAUCAAAAAAAUAUUCUCUCUGAAACGUCGAACAGCCGAGCCUGUGUCUAGUUCAGCGUACGCGGUCGAUCAGCUUAUGGACUGUUUUGUCAAAGGCGCCGAGGGCGGACUUAAUCAGCAUGCAAAUUACGACUACCUAUCCUAUCUAUUCGCCGAUCUGUCCAAACUGAAAGAAGGGCGCACCUACUUUACUUCAAGGCAGGAUUAUGACAAAGUUGUACCUGUUACGAAACUUUCUGUCUUUACGGAGCAUAAAAGCGCGGUUAGAAGGAGGGGUGUGGCGUCCACUAUAAAGAACGUUACAUUCGAAAUCCCCUUUCAUCCAACUCUGCUUUCCGAGGAAGAUGCCAAUAUUCUUCCCUACAUUCUGCUGCCGAUUAUGGGACCAGAAGAGUACACUGAAGAGGAGACGGCAGACAUGCUCCCGGACCUCCAACUGCUGCCUCCCGACAAACAAAGGGAUAGUGAUUGUGGCAUCAUAGCCACGCACCUCGAAACUCUGCUCUUGUUGACAACUACCCGGGAGGGGCGAGAUCGAUUGCGAGCAAUCAAUGUUUAUCCAGUCAUCCGAGAGUGCCAUCUUCACGUCGAUGAUGAUGACGUUCGUGAGGCUUGUGACCGGCUAGUACAGGUUUUAAUGCGCGACGAGGAGGGAGAGGAAAAGCCAACCGCCCUAACUGAACAAGAUGAUGAUCAAAAAGUUGUAGAACUGUUCUGA
Aspergillus calidoustus is the source of this 1068-nucleotide messenger RNA. The record is from the annotation of a GenBank genome assembly. Lineage: Eukaryota; Fungi; Ascomycota; Eurotiomycetes; Eurotiales; Aspergillaceae.